GGCUUGAUGUAACUGGUUCAAUGACUGCUACCAAAGGGAAGGCGUAUGAAAUUAGCUUCAUUUUAUCCAUGAAUGAAGAGAAAUCCUUCGGUUGGGAAGAUCCUGUUUAUGUGAUGGCAAGGAUAGGAGAGAAGGGAGAGUAUACGCGCGUAAAAAUAGAUCUAUCGAAGUUAGGCCUGAAAGAAGAGGAAUUUCCAGAGGAGAAGUGUCGGGUUGAUUUUAGAAGUGAUGAAAACUCUGAAAAUAAUAAGAAAACACUCUAUUUUGGCUUGUAUGAGGUGUGGACUAACCACUGGAAGGGUGGUCUACGGAUCCAUGAGGCCAUUGUUCGGGAAGUAACAGCUGAGGAUUCUGCUUCUACGUCUAAUACCCGUUCGGACGACUCCAAAGUGCAAGAAGUAACAGCUGACAAUUCUACUUCAGCAUCUGAAAGCGCUCUGGACAAAGGCUGUUUUGAGGGUCAAAAUCUAUUUCCAAUGCCUACUUCCAGGAAUUUUCAGUGAUUUGAUUUCUAAUCCGGAUCUCCAUCUGACUAUUUAUCUGUUUUUCGUAAGUGUCAUAUUUCAAGUUAUUUUCAUUUUCUUAGUCAGCGCAUCUAUGGCAAACUUAUAUUAUACAAUGUUAAGACCCCAGUUAUUUGGUUAUGGAUUGAAUAAGAACUAUAUAUAGACUUAA
Molecule: messenger RNA, 675 nt
Organism: Populus euphratica (Euphrates poplar)
Lineage: Eukaryota; Viridiplantae; Streptophyta; Magnoliopsida; Malpighiales; Salicaceae
Product: protein PHLOEM PROTEIN 2-LIKE A9-like
Exons: 1
Coding region: 21-503 (160 amino acids)
Source: RefSeq, a predicted model, not a curated record